GCCAAAGAUAGAGUAACAAAUCAGGAAUUUCCCUCCUGCCACUCCUGAGAGCGCAAGUGAGGACCAAAGUUACGGAUUAAGCGCCUCUCCUCAGGGAGGACAAAAAAAGCGAAACGGAGAUAAUCUACUUUAUUGUUGUUGUUUUGGAAAAGAUCACCAACAAUCGGUGUGUUUCCAGACGCGUGGAUGACAUUAUUUUUGGCCAGAAAAAGUUUUUUUUUUUUUAAUAUUCAUGAUAAGUUGGGAGCCACAUGCGUAAUGGCCUCUUAUACAGCCUUUUAAUGGAAUAAAACGGCGCACUGCAAGACGUUCAUGAAGAAUACUGUGAAGUGUUGGGUUUGUGACUUUUUUUCAGCUGUGCGGUUGGGAUUGCUGUCGCUGGUCAGUUUUUUUUUCUGCUGCUGAGUUUCUCGAUGGCGUAGGUGGUGACAAGACUCUUUAAACACCUCAAAACAAGGAUUUAAACGCUUCUUCAUAACGCAGAAACAUCUGGAUUAUGUGCGUAAAAGACACCGGAGUGUGUAAAGUAGAGUGAAAGCCCUCCGUUGGUACUUUUGGAGAAAGAGGGGAAAUGCGGGAGUGAAAACGGCGUCUAGAAGGAUGAUGCUGCUUGUACAAUGGAAGUAAAGAACUCUUUUGCUGUUGUUGCGGUGGUUUGUCUUUAUUUUUGCUCCGGUUUCAGCCAAGAACUCAACCCUAAAGGCAGGAAUGUGUGCAAAGCACCUGGGUCAUCGGGAUCGGUGUGCUGCAGUGGAUGGGGGCAGCUAGGGGAUGAAUGCCUGACACCUCUCUGUGAAGGCAACUUCACCUGCAAGGAAAAUGAGGUGUGUGUCAGGCCGAAUGAAUGCCGCUGUCGUCAUGGAUACUUUGGAGCGAGCUGUGAAACUAAGUGCCCUGCCCAGUUCUGGGGCCCAGACUGCAAGGGGAAAUGUAAUUGUUACCCCAAUGGCCAGUGCGAUGACCUAACCGGCGAGUGCACCUGCAACCACAAUCGAUGGGGACCUAACUGCGAGAACGCAUGUCUAUGCCAGAAGGGGAAGUGCGACCAGGACACAGGAAAAUGCACAUGUCACCCCGGCGUCUGGGGUCCCCAGUGCAACAACAACUGCUACUGCAGCAUCAACUCCGUGUGCGAUGCCAUGACUGGGAGGUGUCUGUGCAAUCCUGGCUGGACGGGGAGGAACUGUGCGAUCCAGUGCAACUGUAACAACUCGCCGUGCGACCAGUUCACGGGACGCUGCCAGUGCCGCGAGAGGCUGUGGGGCCCGCGGUGCGAGCGAUACUGCCAGUGCAUCCACGGCAAAUGCAACCAGGCGGACGGCUCGUGUACCUGCACUCCGGGGUACCGUGGGAAGUUCUGCAGGGAACCAUGUCCCGCAGGAUUCUAUGGUCAAAACUGCAGGAACAGGUGUGGACACUGCAAAGGCCAGCAGCCCUGUAAGGUGACAGAAGGACGCUGCAUCACCUGCGACCGAGGCUGGAACGGGACUCGGUGCGAUCAGCUCUGCACCAAGGGCUUCUUCGGCGAAAACUGCCAGGAAGUGUGUCCGACUUGCAAAGAUGGCCACCACUGUGACCCCAUUCACGGCAAGUGCUCGCACUGCAACCCCGGCUGGACUGGGGACAGGUGUGAGGUGCGCUGCCCCAACGGCACAUACGGCGAGAACUGCGAGAACAACUGCAGUCACUGUUUCAACGGCAUCUGUCAUGUUGUCACCGGAGAGUGCCUGUGUGACCCGGGCUUUUAUGGCACCUACUGCAAUAUGACCUGUCAACCUGGGCAGUUUGGAGUCAACUGCAACCAAACCUGCUCUUGCCAUGACAAGAACUGCGACCCUGUGUCUGGUGCCUGCCAUCUCCAGCCCAACCAGCGGAUGGGUGUGAUCGCAGCUGGAACCCUGGUCUCCUUUUUAUUGAUCGUCCUCCUCUCCCUGCUGUGCUGCUGCUGCCUGUGUCGACACAAAGACGACCACAACAAAAAAGCCAAGCGGAUCCUGUGUGGACGUUUCAGCCGAAUCAGCACUAAACUCCCCCGUAUUCCACUGAGGCGACAGAAACUGCCCAAAGUAGUCGUAGCCCACCACGACCCGGAGAACACCUUCAACUGCAGCUUCAUCGAGCCCCCUUCCGUGGCUGAGCAGCCCUCCCCCUCGUCCUGGUCGUCCCAGGAGUCCUUCUCUUCCUUUGAGAGCGGAGAUGAGGGCCCAGUUUACUGUGUUCCCCAUGAAGAGUCUAUGAAUGAAAGCAAAGAGAAGCGGAGCCCCAGCCCAGCAGCAGAGAAAGCGGAAGCCGUUCCUGAUGAAGACGAUGCAGGGGAGUACACCUCACUGAAAGACACCAGUGUCACCAAACCAGAAGGCAGCGAGCAGCCAUUACUCAAGUCUUCUGACAGCGAAGGCUCCACCAGUGGCUCAGAGUCCACAGCUGCAGCCGUCUACGCCCGCAUCGCCCGACUCUCCAAGCAGUCCAAGGAGGAUGAGGGCAGCGGCAAGGAUGGAGAUGGAACUCCUACACCAGAGGCCAAGCGCAAUGGAAAGCCACCACCUUCACCUGGCAAGCCCAAACCUCGCCCACCGGACCCGUCCACUAAACCAAAGGUGUCAUGGAUACAUGGAAAUACCACAGGAACCCCUCAGCCAGAGCAGCAGGGAGGAAUUAAGGCACUUGGGGUGUCAAAAGAGAAAAAGAGAAGCUCAAGCGAUGGUUCAUCCAAGAGUGAAGAGCGUCAGAAAAUGAAGGAAAAGAAUCGCGAGCAGCAGAAGAAACAGGAGGGGAAGGAGGCAGAUGGCUCCCCAAGCAAACACAAACCUCUGCGAGGUAAGAAGUCUGGGGAUGAGCACAGCAGUCCCAGCCACAUGGAGCACAUCAACGGUGUUGUUCAGAAUGCCCUCAAGAAGAUUAGCAACUUCCACAGCUCCUCGUCUGAGAAGAAGAACGUUGAGAGUCCAAAGCAAACCCCCAAAGAGCCGCCCAAGAGCCCGAAGGUCCUCCAUCCUCACAUGAACUCGGAGGCUGCCACGCUGCUGGCUGCUCAGCUCAAGGAGAAAACCCAAAGCAUCAACAGGAAUGAGGGGACAGGACUGACAAAGACCAACGGCCUCUCUACACCCAAGGGAACUCGGGAGAAGCCCACACCUCCACAGAAAGCCAAGAGGACGGCCUCCAGCGGAUUGAGCCAGCAGGGCUCCACCAAACCCCUGCUGCCGACUUCCAGCAGCCUCCAAAAGAUGGUGGCGCCCGUCGCCACCAACCUCGGGACCCCCGAUGCCAAGAGCCCGGAGAAGCAGGACUUGAACGGCUCCAGGGCAGGGGACCUGUUGGAUCCUACGCCAAAGAAGACUCCAAUAAAAAAACCACCCAGGAAGAAAGGCAAGGAAGGUACUGUGGAUACACCCGAAAGUAAAACACCCCAGCAAAAGACAGCCAUAAUGCCACCACAGGUAGUCAAAUAAGUGAUUUUAACAACAAGUUGCACAAAGUUUGUGAUGGAUUUCCAGAAGACUAAAAUGAAUUUGUUGAAAGGUGAACCACCACGUAGUUUUUUAAUCCAGAAACUUUUUGUCUGUCUGAGUGUGCCGUGACUCCAGGACCAGUCAAGAGUAAGAAAUGCUUUUAAACUGCAAUUGAGUUGUAUCGGUGAGGCGUACUAUAAUAACCUCUAUACACCAUUGUAUUUCAUUUCAAGAAACCUUUUUUCUUUUGUGUAACAACUAUGUAUCAACCUCACACCACAGCCUGUGGCUAAGCCGGACACGACUGUGAGAACAGUGGCGCAAAGACAUAAUCCAAAGUUCAUUCAUCUCUACUCCUCUGCAGUAAGCCCACCACUAUAUUUAUAUAGGAUUGCUUUUGAAGUUGUGUAACUGUAAUUUGCCAUGCAGGCUGUCAGAAAUAUAGCUAUUUUUAUGUAUGCUCUCCACAGGUACUAUAGGUACUAAAAAUAAUCAGAAAAUUUGAUCUUCUGAGGAUUGCAAGCUAUUCUUUUAUUCAUUUUUUUCUCAUUCGGAUGAACCAAUAUAAGGAAAUUCAGUUCUACACCUAAUCCAGCUUAAGAUUUAAUCCUCAGUCUUAAUGCCAAGGUUAUUCUUUGCAGAUGAGGAUCUACUGGAAUAAUGAUCGCGAGGAGCAACACUUUCUCAGCGAGAUUUGCUGGAUGUCAUUAGCUGUGUUUCCAUAAUGUAUAUUUAUACACAUUUUGAAGUGUUGCAUUGGAAAAAGUCAAUGAAAAAUUGUUAGAUUUGCUUAGGGUGGCUUUUGUCUUCUAUAAAACAUGAGUAAAUAGGUGAUGAAAAAGGUUUGACAUUUGAUUAACGUGAUCGUUGUCAAAACUGGCCCAGUUGAAAUCAGUUCCUGACGACUCUCCUUUUUUUUCAUAUAUGACCAACACUUUGUUUCUUCUUCUUUGAGGUUUUUUCUUUGCUGUUAGCAAACAACUGGUUUUGUUUCUGGCAUUUUCUACUCUGUUUAUUUCAGCCAUGCAUAACGUAGCUUAUUUUGCCACCUUCUGACUACACAAUAGAGCCUUGUUUUUUUUUUUCGUUUUUGUUUUUUUUUCAUUCCAAAGCAGUUAAUGGAAAUCAAGCAUAAUUCACAUUUUCUUUUUUUGCAACAUUGACAGUUAUAUGGAAACACGGCUAUUAUCGUUAGCAAUGUAUAGUCAUAUUUUCUCUUUUAUCCACAAAGUUUUAGGAAUGUUAAUCUUAAUUUGAUACCCUGAGGUACACAACCUAUGCUACAUUUAGGGCCUAACUGUCCUCCAUACGUACGAUACACCUUUAAUUCCUCACUGAGCAUCAUUGUUGUUUUCUGUGUUCUCCCAUACAGAAAUAUUUCAGCUCUCCUCCAACUCUGUCAGAUAUGGUUUGCUAAAUCCCAAACAAGCUCUUCGACCUCUCAGCAAAAAAGAAGGGGUUCAGUUUAAGCCUCCUUCAUACUUCUGCUAAAACCAAAUCACCAGAAUGUGCUCUUACUGUACGUUUCAUUCAGUCAGCUAAACCACUAAACCAAAAAACCCCAAGCUAUUCUAUGUCCUCAUUUUAUGUCACGAUUAUAAAUCAUUUCAAAUUCACUUAUUUAUUCUGUAAUAGAGGAACAGCUGCAGUUUCGCGUUCUGUUUUCAAGAAGGCAGGACAAUAUCCUCCUUGUAAAUCAGAGGAAUUAGAUAGUUUUGCUUGAAUAAUUGCUGCAUUUCCCUGCAGAUCAGACUGCAGAAGGAGUCUGCCGUGUGUCUCUGCGUUCUUUCAGUUUAGUCAGAAUAUUAGGUCGAUAUCACCAUUUGAGCUAUUCUCAUUUCACAUGAAUUUGUUGAUGCCGCCGGGGUACUGUGUGAGGGGGAAAAAAAAAGAAAAAAAAAUCCUGUCAAAGAUGCUUUAUCCCUCAAGGAUCAUUUUUAUCUUAAGCUGGCAGAUUCACGCUGAAGUAAAAAGGUGUUUUAAUGUCAUUGUUUUGGGCUGAGACUGUUUGACUAAAUGGUACUGCGCCUCCAGUGUUCAAAUGUGCCUCAACUGUGGAUCAGUUUAAGCGAAAGAAGCUAAUGCCAUCGCCAGUGUUUAUUUCAAGUGUUGAUCCUAAAAUAAGUAAGUCGGGGGGGAAAAAAUGGUUAAUUCAGUUUGUCAAGAGGAGAAAAACGUCUCUAUUCCAGCUGGCUAUUUUGAAAGUAGCACUCAAAACAUGAGCUUUAAACGAUGGAUGAUAAUUUAAAGUGUGCAGGAAGUUCUGUUAAAGCGUAAUUCGCUUGUUUUCAGCUGAAGAAUAUGCUACAUUCACAGCUAAUUUGGACAAAUGUCUUGGUGUUAUGUGUUUUUAUCAAGGUACAACACAUUUCAUAGUUGUUGUUUUUUUUGUUUUUUUACUUGUAUACAUUGUGUACUUUUUAUUAUCUUUGUAAGCUGUGCUUAUAUGACCUUUUAGGUUCUUCUGUGUUCCUCUGUCGAUGAACUGGCUUUCAUGUUAUAUUUGCUUUUUUGUUUUUGUUUUUUGUAUGUUGGCUCUGAAGCAAACCUGCAGUAUGAGUACUUUCCUCCUGUAAAGUUUACAUUGGCUUUGUAAUUGUUCUCUGUUGAUGUUAUUGUUUGUGUAACACUUAACUGCAUGACGCAGAGUGUAAUUAUAUGGCAUUAAUAGCUGCAGAGGAAAUCUGUAACCUACUUGUUCCUUCCAUUUGUUAUUACUGCCUCCCAUAAAAAAGAAACUAACUCAUACAGAAAAGGAUUGUACAAUACUACUAUAAUACCACUGUUGAAACAACUGCAUAUACGUAAAACCAUAAUAUUGUGUAAUUAUGAAGUGACUGGCCCGCGCCUAUGUUUUUUUUUUAUAGGCUUACAGUGCAUUUUGUAAAGAAAGGGCCUGAAAAGCUGCAAAAAAACAUCUGUAAGGUAUAUUUUGUCUUUUGUGGUUUGUUUAUAGUAACUUUUUAUGACCAUUUGUGUAAGGUUAUUAAAUCGGUGUUUCCUCAUUUA
This is a messenger RNA of Acanthochromis polyacanthus (spiny chromis), 6461 nucleotides long. RefSeq names its product scavenger receptor class F, member 2 (gene scarf2). Gene Ontology annotation, molecular function: scavenger receptor activity. Lineage: Eukaryota; Metazoa; Chordata; Actinopteri; Pomacentridae. The coding region runs from base 618 to 3452 and encodes 944 amino acids. The record is from RefSeq and is a predicted model, not a curated record. The transcript has 11 exons.